This is a messenger RNA of Trichomonas vaginalis G3, 1518 nucleotides long. Its product is annotated as RuvB-related reptin and pontin family. The record is from RefSeq and is a predicted model, not a curated record. Gene Ontology annotation, cellular component: R2TP complex; Swr1 complex; NuA4 histone acetyltransferase complex. Gene Ontology annotation, biological process: regulation of transcription by RNA polymerase II; box C/D snoRNP assembly; chromatin remodeling. The transcript has a single exon. Gene Ontology annotation, molecular function: DNA helicase activity; ATP binding; ATP hydrolysis activity. The coding region runs from base 1 to 1518 and encodes 505 amino acids. Lineage: Eukaryota; Parabasalia; Trichomonadida; Trichomonadidae.
AUGUCGGUACAAGUUCCGCUUACCAAAGAGACAGAAGUCACAGCUGUCCCACUUGAGAGAAUUGCUGCACAUUCUCACAUCCGUGGCCUUGGUUUAGAUGAUAUGCUUGAAGCACGUCCAAAAUCAGAAGGCUUAGUCGGACAAUGCAAAGCACGUAGGGCUCUUGGUGUCGUCAUGAAGAUGAUCCAAGCCGGAAAAAUCGCUGGCCGUGCAAUUUUGCUUGCAGGACAGCCAGGUACAGGUAAAACAGCUCUUGCACACGCAUUAUCACAAUCACUCGGCCCAGAUACACCAUUUACAUCAAUUACAGGCUCAGAAGUCUUCUCUCUUGAGAUGAACAAGACAGAAGCACUCACACAAGCACUCAGACGCUCAAUCGGUGUUAAAAUCCAUGAAGCAUCUGAAAUUAUCGAAGGUGAAAUCGUUUCAAUUGACAUCGAUGCACCAUCUGGCGAGACAACACAGCGUACAGGCAGGAUUGUUCUUAAGACAACUGAUAUGGAAGCUGAAUAUGAUCUCGGUCCAAGAAUGAUCGAGCAAUUAAAUCGUUUGAAAGCUACAGUUGGUGAUGUCAUUUCCUACGAUCUUGCCACAUCCAACAUGACAAAGCUUGGCCGCUCCUUUGCUCAUGCUCAAGAUUUCGAUGCUGCCGGCCCACAGAUCAAAUACGUCAAUACACCAACAGACGAACUCAGAACAAAGCGCGAAACAGUUCAUACAUUGACACUUCACGAAAUUGAUGUUGUCAACAGCAGAAAUCAAGGUUUCCUUGCUCUUUUCGCUGGUGAUACUGGUGAAAUCAAGCAGGAAGUCAGAGAUUCUGUCAACAACCAAGUUGCUCAAUGGCAGGAUAGCAAGAAAGCUGAAGUUAUUCCAGGUGUUUUAUUCAUCGAUGAAGUUCAUAUGCUUGAUAUCGAAUGCUUCUCAUUCCUUAACCGCGCCAUGGAAUCUGAGAACGCUCCAAUCAUUAUCAUGGCCUCAAACCGUGGUAUUUCAAAGAUUCGUGGUACAGAAGAAUAUUCUCCACAUGGUAUCCCAUUUGAUAUGGUCCAGCGUCUUACAAUCAUCCCUACAGAGCCAUACGCCGAGGAUGACCUCAGACAAAUCCUCGAAAUGAGGUGCACAGAAGAAGAUGUCCAAAUGUCGGACGAAGCCCUCAAACUUCUUACAAAAAUUGCAGAUAAAAGAUCACUCAGAUACGCUAUGCAGCUUAUCGCUACAUCCUCCCUCGUUGCUAAUAGAAGACACAGCGAGGAAGUACAACCACAAGAUAUCACUAAGGUAUUGAAGCUCUUCAUUGAUAAGAAGGUUUCUCAGGAAUACCUCGCACAACAGGAAGCUAAGCUCGGAUACAACGAAGGACAGAAGUUCCAGGAAGAUACUAAUAGUUAUAUUAAGAAUGACCAUGAUUUACAACAGCCAAAGGAUGAUAUUGGCAUUGAACAGAUUAAGGAUGAUGGUGAUGAGGAUGACAAUGAUGACGACGAAGACGAAUUAGAAGAAGAACAAGAUGAAUAA